Messenger RNA from Zophobas morio, 5685 nucleotides. RefSeq names its product receptor-type tyrosine-protein phosphatase S-like. The record is from RefSeq and is a predicted model, not a curated record. Gene Ontology annotation, molecular function: protein tyrosine phosphatase activity. Gene Ontology annotation, biological process: protein dephosphorylation. The transcript has 20 exons. NCBI's taxonomy places the organism in Eukaryota, Metazoa, Arthropoda, Insecta, Coleoptera, Tenebrionidae. The coding region runs from base 1898 to 5656 and encodes 1252 amino acids.
GGUGGCUUGAUGAUCUUUUUCUCUAGCCUGUAAAUGAGGUAUCAGCGAUCUUCUUUGUUGCCGCAGUACCCUCAAGCUUCAAACUCACGAUCGUGGCCGUGAUAAGACCGAAAGUAUACUGUGAGCUGAAAAACAAAUUUGGGAACGCGAAGAAGAAAAGCCCGACAUCAGUACUCGCCGACUUGCAGCUGAAGUUGGAGUUUCACAGUUUGUAGUGCAUCGUAUAUUAAAAGAACAAGACCUACAUCCAUACCACGUUAAAAAGUGCAAGCUUCGGAGUCCGCUGAUUUUCCACCUCGUGUAAUUUACUGCGAAUACUCGUAUUUGUUGCGACAAUGUCGUGAACGACAAACUUUUUAAAUUGCAUUCUGUUUACGGAUGACGCAGGAUUCACUCACAAUGCUGUUUUCAACAGCCACAACACUCACAUUUGGUCUGAUGAAAAUCUGCAGACUCGUCAAGAAGUACGAUUUCAACGACGGUUUUACAUAAAUGUGUGGGCCGAUAUCUUAAAUGACCGCGUUGGAUCUUAUGUUUUAGCAAAUAGACUAAACGUGGCACAGUACUUCAAGUUUUUAUGCAAUGUGUUGAAAGAGCAGCUAGAUGUGGAAAUGCCUCUAGGUGAACGAGUAGUACUUGCAUGAUGGAGCAGCACCACAUUUUGCUAGGCCAGUAAUGGAAUGGUCAAAUAAUCAUUUUCCUAGCCAGUGGGAGGUUAGAGACGGCCCAGCAGUUUAGCCUCCGCGUUCACCCGAUCUCAGUCCGUAUGUUUUUUGACUGUAGGGUUAGAUGAAAUAGUUAGUUUAUGGAAAUCAACAGUGUCCAGAAACUAUCAAAGAGCUUCAACAACGAGUGGAAGUGGUAGCCGCUACAGUUCAUGGAACUCCCUGACUUUUGUUACGUAUCCGUGCAAAUUUAUUGUACACAGGUAGUAGCAUUCUAAGUUGCUGUAAUUUUUGUUCUAAUAAACAACGUGGAAUCGUUGUGUCAAGGACCAAACAUCCGUCAGAAGAAAAAGUCGAUCACCAUGAAGCAUUACCAAAAAUCGGUCCUUCUCAGGACCACCAUUUGUUUCUACAACUAAUAAUCUUUCACGUUCAACUUUAACGAUGAAUGAAUACACGAAUGAACGAAUGAUAACCUGCAAAAUGUCGGUUUUACUUUUAAUUGAACCUGAAAAUGUUUACAUCUUUUUUAUUCGAACGUUUUUCCUCCUCCUGUUUAAAAGGUGGAUCAGUGGCAUCGCAUUGAGGGUGGUACAUGGGGAUUUUGCCCCUUCCGAUUUUUAAUUUGUUUUUUCUAUAUUUCCACAUUACUUACUACGGUACUUGAUGCAUAUAUAAUUAUUGCAUAUAUUUCGAAAUCACCGUGUAUAAUUUAUAUGUUUGACAAAUAAACAUUCUGACUUUUUAUUUAUCUGUGUAAAUAAAAUGCUGAUUUACACAGUUGGUAGCAAAUAUGUAUGUACAAUAACGGUAAACUGGUUUUCGAGGUCGAGCUGAUCCCUGAUAAACUAAUACAAGUAGAUAAAUGUAUGUCACUGCAAAAAAGUGGCUUACGUUGCAUGAGCAAAUAAGUACUACAUUUUAAUCACAUGAUCAAUGUAAUUAUUAGCCAUAGUUUUAUCGUAAGAUGGUACUGUACCAAUCUCAGAUUCUGAAUUGUCGUAAAUGUGAUAACAAUGCUUCCUUACUUUUGACAAGGAACUCAAAAUAAUUACCUUUGUUCCAAUUUGGAAGCGAGUAUUUGAAUUUAAAGAGUGAAUCAACGUAAGAUAGAAUCAAGUAAUUGUAACUAUUAUUACUGCUAACACUUUUCAUCUAACUUCUCAACAUGACACUAGGUUGACACAAGCCAGUUCCUUUACAUUAACAGGUCACAAGCGAAGAAAUGAGAAAUGAUCUUCCCUUUUUUGGUACUGGCGUUUCUUGUGGUUACUAACUGUCAAGAAAUAAUUACUCUACUCAACGACACUCAUUUCAUAUGCGUUGCGGGGAACAGAACUUCGGUGAUUUACACGAAACCACCUGUAGUUGAAGAUCCUGAAAGUACAGAAGUGCUUCUUGACAACGACUCUUGGCUUCAUUGGCAACUAAAAGAAUCUCAAAAUGUGGCACAUGCACCUGUUACCGAUAGAAGAUGGGAAGGUUUCAAAACGAUCCGUACGAACAAUUAUAAAUUUUCCACAAUCGCUUCAACUUCAUUUUCGAUUUAUUGUUCGAAUAUUCCAUGCACAGUAAACUUCACAAUAUGGGAUAAUACUUCUGAGACUUCUAAGGACACAAACAUAACUGUUAAUUCAUGGGUUCAUUACACACUACAUUUUGUAAGAGGAAUUUUAACAGUUUAUGAAGGUGAUAGUAACUUCAACACUAUGGGCCCGUGUUCGAGCGUCCCUGAAGUUAUUGUCAAAACAACACAUAAUACAACUUGGAAAAUCCAUAACUAUCGUGUCAGAGUCACAAAUAGAAGAUCUCAACCAGCAACAACCGUAUCUGUUCCACCCACUGUUUCUUGCUUGAUGUUUUAUGUCUAUCUUUGCCCGAAUUGUCUUUUAGAGAUCUAUACGUCUGAAAAAUUUAAACAUACUUUGCAAUCUAACCCUGAUUCCAUUAAAAAGACCGGACUGUUCAAAAGCCAGGAAGUUUUAGUCAAAGUUAACGCCAGCCUAAAAUUAGUUACACGAACAUUACACAGACCAGGAAACGUUUACUGGGGAAUAGAUAUACGAGAGUGCUCUAACAUAAAACUGAAUACAGCAAUAUACAAGGUAAAGUUGAACAACAAUGACCAAGAAAAAAACAGAACAUGUGAACUUUUGUCUCCAAUCAGUGAGGGACAAACUAGGACGGUAGAGGCACGUCAACAUUGUAAACCUGGCUUUCUAGGACCCAAAUGUGACUUACCUUGUAACAAAUUGUUGGGGCCAGAGAAAAGUUACUGUGAAAACUAUAAAAUUUGUGAAAAAUCCUCACUUAAUUCAAGAUGUUUGUGCUCGUGGGGGUUCCAAGAACCGUUAUGCGUCCAACCAUGUGAGGAUGGAAUGUGGGGUUUAUCUUGUAACAACUCAUGUAACAACUGUCUAACAUGUAACAAAAAGACAGGAAAAUGUGUCAAGGCUGAUACUACUACUAAAACAAUCACAACAUAUAAAAAAAUUUUGACAGAAAUAAGCCACUCUGAAAAUGCUACAUCCCCACCUCUUCUACCCUCUUCAUUUUAUUCAUCUCAAAUCACACCACAAACAACAAUUUCGCCAGAAAUAAGCAAAUCUGAAGACAUUGCAUCGCCGACUACAAUAUAUACAACAAUUGUUUCAGAAAUAAACCCGUCUGAAAAUUUUACAUUUCAAGCUGUUCUACCAUCUAAAUUCUAUCCAUCUCUUGAGGAUACAAUAAUAUUUUCAAACAUACCACCACCAACAACCAAUGAUUCAACUAAAGCUUAUUUUGUAUUCACGAAAACUGACUUUAUAAACUCAACAAAGGAAGUCAUUGCUUACGCUUUAAUUUUAUUGAAAGAGCACGUUGACAUCCAAACUACAAAUAGAUCAUGGGAUGGAACUUAUAAAACUUGGCCUCCAAUACCAAAAAAUUCUAUACAGCUUACACCCAAUUUAUGGAAUCCGUUCACAGAUGACCAACACACCUGCCAUUUUAUAAUUGGCGCUAACAAUAGUUGCUGUAAAGAACACUGUGAUAAUACACCUUUAAAACCUAAUACUAGAUACUGGUUAAUGGUAAGGGCGCUGACAGAUCAAACCUAUAAUGAUAGCUCCCUGUUAUUUUUUCAAACAGCUUCCAAGGAUAGCUUCAAUAUCUAUUACAUUUCGCUAGGAGUAUUAAUUCUUGUAAUGAUGAUAAUGGUUGUCCUAUUUUAUAUAAUAUACAAAAUAAGAAGACGAAACAAUCAAGCAACUAUUAACCAAGAAGAAGAGAUGAGGCUAAUAAUGAAUACGAAACCUCUUGAAACCACAGUCAUCGACUUCAACAGUCUUCCAAAUCAUUGUUCGCAACCUACAUUCCUUACAACUUUAAAAAUCCAGUUCAAUUCCAUUUCAGAUCCUGUGCCCCAUAGUUCUUUUAGAGUUGGUUUGCAACCAAAUAAUAUUAACAAGAACAGGGAUCGAAACCGAGUUAUACCUUAUGAUUCCAACAGAGUUGUUCUUAAGCCAAUGAAAAGUGUAGGAACAGAGGACUACAUAAAUGCUAGCUACAUUGACGGCUACAAUCGUCCAAAAGCUUACAUCGCUUGCCAGUCACCCAAAUUCUCCACCAUCAAAGACUUUUGGAGGAUGAUAUGGCAAGGAAAUGUUAGUGUUAUAAUAAUGGCGACAAAUUUUAUUGAACAUAAAAAGCGAAUGUGUGCAGAGUAUUGGCCCCAGAGAGCAUCAACGGUGCAUGAAUAUGGUAAAAUUAUAAUAAAAUUGCGUAAGGAAUCCACUUUUGAACUAUAUGCUUAUCAAGAGCUUGAAAUUACUUACGGUGACAAGAGCAAAAAUAUACAUCAUAUUCAUAUCAAGUGGAGAUUUGACGAUUCCAAUAUGUUUUACCCGAAUGACGUUUUACCAGUUGUCAAACUUAUAAGACAACAGUAUGACAAUCCACGUGGACCGAUUGUCUUCCACUCAGGUUAUGGUACAGGUCGAGUGGGAAUUUUAAUUUUAUGCGACUUAGCACUACAGAUGAUCAGCAAAGAGAAUACAGUUGACUUUUUCAGUUUAACAAAAACACUUAGAGAUCAACGGGCGUCUAUGAUCACCAACGUGGAGCACUACAUUUUUUCACACUUACUUAUGAACGAAUACUAUUUGGAACAUUCAAGUCCGUUUCAAUAUUCCAUUGGACAGAAUAUAAAACACGACGAUAUAAAACAACAGUUGAAGUAUUUAGAAACUCUGCGUCACUACGAUAAUAUUUUUCAAGAAGUUAGUCUUCAGUAUUGCAUUCCUAGACAUCCUUUUGAAAGUGUGAUAGUUGCACGAUAUGGACAGAGGAGAAAAUAUUUAAUUUCUCGGGAACCAAAAGAGGAACAACUUAUAGAUUUCUGGAAAAUGGUGGCAAAGGAAUCGAUUUGUUGGGUUUUAUUCUUAAACAAGAGAUUUCUUGUAACGACCCACGUAAGUGGAUCUCUAGAAACGAUAAACAUUACCCGCAAUCGAGUUGUAAACACAACCUACGGCCUGAUGACGGAAGGCUCCUUACUGAUAUACAAUACAAUUUCGAAAGAGACGAUCUACGACGGGAAAUUAUAUAUCUUUCAAUUUAACAACUGGAAAGUGAAUCAGUUGGUUCCGAAUUCAGUACAUAGCUUUAUUUCUUUGCUAAACCAUCUUCACAGAGAUACAGCCAAGGAAAAACUAGUUUUAGUUUCUUGCAGCGAUGGAUUUACAGCUUGUGGCUUAUUAGUUGUUUUCUCAUACAUCGUAGAGAAGUAUGAAAAUGAAUUAGAAAUUGAUGUGUGUAAUGCCAUACGACUUGCACGAAGAAGUGGAAGAUCGUUCGUUAACAGAACGAAACAACUAACAUUUAUUUAUGAAUGCAUCAGGGAUUAUAUCGAAAACUAUGAUAAAUACCAACAAAUUGUAGUAAAUGAUGUAAACAAGAAUAAAAAAAUUAAACAGUGGAGAUUGUAUUUAUUCAUUAAAUCAUGUUAACCUCAAAAGAGCUUUAGGUUUACGUCCAG